This is a messenger RNA of Leptosia nina, 1776 nucleotides long. The record is from the annotation of a GenBank genome assembly. NCBI's taxonomy places the organism in Eukaryota, Metazoa, Arthropoda, Insecta, Lepidoptera, Pieridae.
AUGUUUGACUCGACCAAGGGUGCAUUGCUCGUGGCACCGUCUCUUGCAAAUAGCUCGUGUAGCUUGAACGGCAAAGGUUGGCCUUCAACGUUUCCGGCUACAGCAGAUAUCAUUAAAGCAUUCUUCAUAUUUGCCUUGUCUAUGGCCAUUGUCUUCUGUAACCUUGUACUUAUCUGUGUUCUAAACAAUCGAAGAUACAUUAAAUAUAUUGACAACCAACCAAGAUAUCUCCUUACUUCACUAGCACUGAACGACUUAUUCACUGGCAUUUUAAUAGCACCUGUCGCACUCUUACCAGCAUUAUACAAGUGCUGGCCCUACGGAGAAAUAUUCUGUCAGAUCCAGGCUCUUUUACGGGGAGCAGUGAGUCAACAGAGCGCUGUUAUUCUAGUGUGCAUGGCGAUAGACAGAUAUUUGUAUUUGCUUCAUCCGAGCACUUACCAUAAACACUCGAGCAAAAAGGGUUGCGUGCUAGUUAUAAGUAUAACGUGGAUUUUAUCCGUCUCCUUGUUUGCGGUAAUGGUCCUACCCAAGUCGGGUUAUUACUUUAACGCCACGGGUCUAAUGGCAUGUGACGUCUUCCACAGUCGAGUAGCAUUCAGAAUACUCUCCUGCUGCGCAUACUACUUCCCCACAACAAUGGCUCUAAUGUACUGUUAUGGAUCUGGUUUCCACGUGAGUAAAACGAGAGGAAAAUGUGACGAACCUCGACCCAACGGGCUUUCGAAGUCGUGCACAAAAACUCAUAUCGAUAUUGAGACAGUGCAAAUACAAGCGCCGAUAAGGCCGCAUAGCGUUAGCACAUCACGUACAAUGGCUGCAAUGUCUUUGGGAUUUAUUGUUAUGGUCACACCAGCGACUAUUCAAGAAGUGGUCGCCGCUUGCACUGGUUGUAAGGUUCCUCCUUCGUUGGACUUCAUCGUGACAUGGAUAGCGUUAAGCGAUAGUUUUUGGAACCCCUUCUUGUAUUGGCUUUUAAACAGCCAUUUUAGGCGGAUAAGCAAUGAUCUUCUUCAAUAUUAUAUUUGCUGUCGAAAAUCAAAAUCGUUCCCAGGCUAUGAAAAACCAACCGGCUGCUGUGGUUCCCCCGUAACAUCAGACGGGCUACAUUCAAAGGGCGAGUUCGAGGGACUCCGAGAGAAAUAUUGGGGAGAAAUCCUAGAACGUACAGUGUCUUCUAGUUCACUACAUGCAUUACAAAAGGCGUGCCAUAGAGAUCCUAUUCGGUGCACGGGGUCCUUCAAAGGUUACCACGGAUCAUGCAAGCAUGGCUCCAGAUUCUUUGAUAGCUACGGUCCAACUGAAUAUAGACAUUUAGAUAGAUCAGACUUUCAAAUAGAGUCAUGUUCAAGACAUUGCAGAUUAAAAAACUCCGAUAUCUGCUUAUUUAGACCGAGUGCGGCAUUUGAAUGCGGUCGUUCUAGGUCCAAUUUGAGCUUAGACGAAGGCAACUUCAGCAAAGUAUACGACGAUGACGACAACUUUCCGAAUUUAGAACACAACUUAGAUAGAAUACGCAGCUUAAGUCACGAGAGAAACUUCGCGUGCCCUAAGGAAAUGGAGAAUUUAUUGGAAGUCGAAGUGAAUGACUUAACUGAAAAUGAUUCCGAUGAGACUAAGGAAUAUAACGGAGCGCACGAGUGUUCGGAUGAUAAAAUAGAAUAUAAUGGGACGCAAAAAUUCUCGAGACAUUCUUCAUUAUCAAACAGGGAGUUAGAUGUUAUUAAGGAGAGUUCUAGAAGUUCGAGUGAUACUGAAGUGACUUUAACCCGAUGA